This is a messenger RNA of Rotaria sp. Silwood1, 1278 nucleotides long. The record is from the annotation of a GenBank genome assembly. NCBI's taxonomy places the organism in Eukaryota, Metazoa, Rotifera, Eurotatoria, Philodinida, Philodinidae.
AUGGGCUUUGAAAGAAGACAUUGGAUUAUUGUUGGCAGUGUAGGAAUUGCUUUGGCUAUUGCUGCUAUUGUCGGUGUUACAGUAGGAGUUGUUGCUGGACGACAAAAAACCAAUGAACAACGAACACGUAAUAUUCUUGCACAAAAUCCAUUGAUUGAUGGUCAUAAUGAUUGGGCUGGUGUUAUUCGAGUUGUUCUUCGAAAUAAUAUAUCUGGUCAUGAUUUUUAUAAUAUGACUCAAUAUGAUAGAAAAAAUAGUACACCAUCUCAGACAGAUAUAACACGUUUACGAAAAGGUCUAGUUGGAGGACAGUUUUGGUCAAUUUAUACACCUUGUGUUCAUCAAGGAAAAGAUGCUUUAAUAAGUUUUAUGGAACAAAUUGAUGUGAUGAAUCGAUUAAUAGAAAAAUAUUCUGAUGUAUUUCAAUUGGUUAAAACAGCUGAUGAAAUUCGACAAGCAUUUCAAGCUAAACGUAUUGCAAGUUUAUUUGGUGUCGAAGGUGGACAAUCUAUUGAAAGUACAUUUUCAAUUUUAAGACUUUUCUAUCAAUUGGGUGUACGAUAUAUGACAUUAACACACAAUUGUAAUACUCCAUGGGCUGAUCAACAUCAAGUUGAUCGAAUUAAUUCAACAUUAAUAAAAAAUAAUGGUUUAACAGAAUUUGGAAAAAAAAUUAUCACAGAAAUGAAUCGUCUUGGAAUGUUAAUUGAUUUAUCACAUGUUUCAAGAAAAACUAUGCUUGAUGUAUUGAAUACUACUCGUUCACCAAUUAUAUUUAGUCAUUCAUCAGCUUGGGCUAUAUGUAAUCAUUCACGAAAUGUUCAAGAUGAUGUACUUCAAUUAAUUAAGUCUAACCGUGGAAUUGUGAUGGUGGCAUUUACACCAGGUUUUAUAACAUGUGAUAAUGAAUAUAUUGUACAAAUUCCAGAUGUUGCAGCACACAUUAAUUACAUUCGAAAUGUUGCUGGUAUCGAUAAUGUUGGUAUUGGCGCUGAUUAUGAUGGUAUUGAUGAAACACCAGAAGGUCUAGAAGAUGUAUCGACUUAUCCAAAAAUUAUUGAAUAUUUAAUAUCGCAAGGAAAUUGGACUGAUAAUGAUAUUAUUAAACUUAUUGGUGGAAAUAUUUUACGAGUGAUAGAAGAAAAUGAAAAAAUUGCACGAGAUCUUCAAAAGAUAAUGCAACCAUUUGAAGAUUUAAUACCACGUAGUGAUUUAAUCAAAUACAAUUUAACUCAAUGUCGAUAUUUAGAUAUGUAUACAGAUGAAUCUAAUCAGUGA